AUGAAGGUUGCUUCAGUUGUUGUAAUGUUGAGGAAAGAGGCUUCUGGAGAACUCAUCCUAAGUAAUAAUCACGUUCCCAAUAAGACGCAUUGGGAUCUUGCUGUUAAGAGAGCUUUGCAGACGAUAAACAGAAGCAGCUCACCACUCAUUAAGGUUGUGCUUGCACGUAGCAGCAGGGUUUUAACUGCUACAGAUAUCGAUCCUAUAACAUGGUUAGCUUGUCUGCAGGUUGAAGGAGAAAAUGCUUACCAGUUUUGUCUUCAGCCACCUAAUGCACCAGCAUUUAUAGGAAACACGCCAGAGCAACUAUUUCACAGAAAAUGGCUAAGCAUUAGUAGUGAGGCUAUGGCUGGGACCCGUGCUAGAGGUGGAUCCAGAACUCUUGAUCUUCAAAUAGAGCAUGACCUACUUUCCAGUCCCAAGGACCACCUGGAGUUUACUAUAGUACGAGAAAGCAUACAAAACAAAUUAGAGUCUGUAUGUGACAGAGUUGUUGUUGAGCCAAAGAAAACAGUACGAAAACUUCGAAGAAUUCAACAUUUAUUUGCCCAAUUGGCUGGUAACCUGAAAAGGGAAGAUGAUGAGUUUGAAAUCUUGUCUUAUCUUCACCCAACUCCAGCAGUUUGUGGAUUUCCAACAGAAACUGCACGUCUUUUCAUUUCAGAAACUGAAAUGUUUGACCGAGGAAUGUAUGCUGGACCAGUUGGUUGGUUUGGUGGAGGUGAAAGUGAGUUUGCUGUUGGUAUAAGGUCAGCACUAGUGGAAAAGGAUCUUGGUGCAUUAAUAUACGCUGGAACAGGGAUAGUAGAAGGAAGCAAUCCCUCUUUAGAGUGGGAUGAACUAGAACUCAAGACAUCUCAGUUCACCAAGUUGCUUCAACUUGAGGUUCCUUGGCGAUGAAUAUUUGAGAAUUUGGAGACUGUCAAUUAAUAAGUUCAUGUUCUGAAGACUGGGGUGAAGUACAUUAUUUCUGGAGCUUAUUUACUUUUACAAAAUAAUGGGCAGAAGUAAUUCAAUCCUGCUAUGGAAGGUAAGAAACGUUGAAGUGGUUCAUUUGGUGCCUAUUAUUUCGAGGAAACAUUUCUGGUGUGCGUUGCUUCAAUCCAAGAUUGAGUGGCAGCACAAGCAACAACAAAUAUUGGCAAAUUGUUUCAACCGAGACUUCUAACUUGUUUCAUAUAGUUGAUUUAUACAUAGGAAAGCGUGAUGCAGGCUGUUCGGUUUUGUCAUUGUAGAUGUAUCAGUAACAUUCAUGAAUCUACUUGAAAUUUUUGAAAUUUUAUUUAUUGGCAUAAAGUGAUUAAAUGUAAUCAUUCCUUCUACA
This is a messenger RNA of Theobroma cacao (cacao), 1324 nucleotides long. The record is from RefSeq and is a predicted model, not a curated record. NCBI's taxonomy places the organism in Eukaryota, Viridiplantae, Streptophyta, Magnoliopsida, Malvales, Malvaceae.